AUGAAGCGAAUAGAUGCUGAUUCCCAAAGCACUCAGUAUUGGAUAAAGAAGCCCAAGCUAUCCACCGGAAAGGAAAAGGGGAAUGAUAGGUAUGAGACACCCUUUUCACAACUAUUAGGCGGUAAGGAGCCACUAGAUCAUGUUGAACUUCGAUAUCGACUAUUAGAAAGUACUUGGCGUAAGCAACAAGUAAAGAUUGAGAAUAUUUUAAAGCAUGCAAAUGUUGAUUUAUUCAAGAAUCUAUUGCAAUAUGUAACAAAUAUCGAGUCAGCAUCUCAAAAAUUACCAAUUGGGUUUCUCCAGCUUGGUUCAAAUAUCGCCAAUAAUUUAAGAAUCUUCAAAGAACUUGAAAAAUAUUUAUUAGAGAAUGAAACUGAGAAGGAAUUGAAGAUUGUCAAUCUCAGUUCAAGUACUUGUGCAAACAUCAAGGCUACAAUUAGGGAGAUUGUGAAACAAGUUACCUCUGAAACCGAAAAGAAAAGCGGUCAGGAUCAAUACAGUAAUUCUGAUGAUUCAUCCCAAGAUGAAGAAGACGAAGAACAAGAAGAUGGAGAAGAAGAUGAUGAAGAUGAAAAUGAGCAAGCCAAUAUUGAUAUGGUUGUCAAUGAGGGGAAAAAAUAUCACGGAAAGAUUAGUUAUGAUUUUGAUAUCAUUGCUGAUUGGUGUAGAGAUUAUUAUAAACGAGAAAAUUCAUCAUUUGAAAAGCUUCGAAUUGUAAUUGUUAUUCAAGAUUCAGAUGCAUUACCAAACCAAUUAUUGAAUCAGGUUCUUCGAUUAGUUUUUUCCUACUCAAAAUCUAUACCGAUGCGUCUAAUUGUUGGUUUAUCAUCAAUCAAUAGUAAUAUUAGUACAUGGCUUAAUAAUAAUCUUAAUAAUGAAUUAAGAAUUUUUGUUGAAGGACAUCUUUACCGCACAGAAGAUAAUAAACUGUUGGGUCAUAGUAUUUGUAAUGAUCUUUUCCUUCAAUAUCAUGAAGAUGAAGAUGAAUUCGAUACAGACGAUUCAAAUGAUCAUAAUAUCCUAUUACCAGUUUUAUCACCAAAGUUAACUGCAACGUUAUUAGAUAGGUUCGAAAACUCCAAUAAUUCAAUUGAUAGUUUGGUUUCUUCUUUCAAAUUGGCCUACUCAACUUAUUUUUAUCAACUGCCAUUACCUGUUCUAUUAAGUAAUAAAUUUAAUGAUAAAAAAUUCGAGUUAUAUGUUGAUACAUUAAGGAAAUUACCAAGUUUUAAAAAACAUAUAGAAACAAUCCUUGCUCGAAUUUCAGACUUGGAUCUAUCAUCUAACAAGGAAUCAAUUGAUAGUAUGAAGAAAGAAAUCAUUGAUUUAUUUGAAGAUUCAGGGGCAGUUAAGGAUCUUCUUUCUAAAUCCAUUAAAAAGAGUAAGUUUGAAACAUUUAUGACAAUUAAUGCAACUAAUUUAGUGUACUCUUUACAAAUGCAAGAUAUACAGAAUGGUGGAUUAACCUUUGAUGGAUCAAAGGAAAAAAUUGAAAUCUACCAAUUGUUAACUACAAGACAAAUAUUUUCGUCAUUAUUUUUAAAUAAUUUACUCAAUUUUGUUGGUAGAUUAUCAGCUCAAGGUUUAAUUCAACAGAUAAGAUAUAUUAAUUCAUUACCAAAGGAAAAUUCAUCUGGAAAUGAUCAGGAUUUAAUUUUACUUAUUGAUGAAUUAAAUAUUCAACUUGAUGUUUUACAACAACAAUUUGAACGUGGCACUUAUAAGAAAUAUUCAGAAGCUGCUUCUCCUAAUAAUAAGAAUAUACCUGAAACUGUGAGAGAAUUAUUGGAUAAAUUAUCUAAUAAAAUUAUAACUUGCUAUAAGAAGUAUUUUAGAAAAUUUACAAAUGAAAGUCAACUCCCAUUUUCUGAAGUUUUCACGGUUUUAGGUGGUACAGAAGUUGACCCAACACAAGAUGAACUACCAGAGAGAACCUCUAACCUUAUUCUUCGACUUUUACGACCAGAUCUUAGAUAUCUGUUGGAAUUAGCACUUGAAGAUUCAACUGAGUACCUUUCAAAUUCUUUAAUAGCUAAUGAUAUCAACUCUGAAGAAAAGUAUCGAAUCUCUCAUCCAAUCCUUACAAGAUUAUUUCAUGUUUACAAGGAUGCACCAGUUUCGAUAAAUAUUUAUGAUUUCUUCUCUGCCUUUAGAGAAUCAUUUGAAAAGGAAAAAGAUUGCCGAAUAUUGAUUAAAUAUUUGAAGGAAAAUCCUACAAUAGAGGAAAGCUCCCGUCUUAUUGAUGAAUUAACAAAUAUUGUUGAUGGAAAAGAUAAAAAACAUCAAAUAUGGGAUAAAAUAGUAUACUCAUGGUUCUUACAAGGUUGUUUUGAACUACAUCAAAUGGGUAUUAUUAAAGAAAAACCAAAGGGUGACUACCUUGAAAAAGUCAUAUGGAAGGGAGUUUAA
This is a messenger RNA of [Candida] anglica, 2409 nucleotides long. The record is from the annotation of a GenBank genome assembly. NCBI's taxonomy places the organism in Eukaryota, Fungi, Ascomycota, Pichiomycetes, Serinales, Debaryomycetaceae.